AUGUCACCUCUGGAUCCCUUCAGAGCAGUGCUAAAGCACUACUGGGAUCUCGGUCUGACGUCCUGCGGAGGUCCAGCGGUGCACGUUAUCAUCCUUCGGAAACGGUUUGUCGAAUCUCUCAAAUGGCUAGAUGAACAAACGUUUCUAGAUCUCUUUGCUCUGGGAAACGCUCUUCCUGGACCUGGUUCGACUCAAUUGGCAUUUUCCAUAGCAGUCAUCACUCAUGGUGUCUUUCCUGGAGUAUUCGCCUUCUUUCUCUGGUCUAUCCCCGGAGCGAUCGGUAUGGCAGGUAUAGGCGCUGGCGUAUCGAGAAUCCCUUCCGAGUUACCUGGGAUCGUCUUGGCCUUUUUGACAGGUUUGAACGCCGCGGCGGUAGGUCUGAUCGCUCUCGCGGCUUGGCAACUCGGUUCAGCCGCCAGCACAGAUAGGUUAUCGACGUUACUCGUUUGGCUCGGAGCUUCGUUUGGAAUAUGCUAUCAUGCGCCUUGGAUGUAUCCCGUGUUGAUCGUCGCUGGAGGUUUAGCGACCCUGAUAUGGGAUCAUAGGCGGCGGAUCAGGGCGAGCGUGAAGAGAGUGGUGAUUGGAGAGAGAAGGGAUCGUAGGACGAGACCGAGAGGAAACAGGGAGGAAUCAGGGAUGGAGUUGAGGCCGAGGGAGACCUCGACCGCGAGAGAUGGUGGCCAAGAGGGUGAAGAAGAAGAAGUGGCGGAACCACCAUCAAGACAGAGUAGUGCAAGGGGAGAUCAUCAGCCUUCUGGCAAUAGUAUUGCAGAAUCUCAGGCAUCACCCACGGCACCACCUAUGGACCCGACGGAAGCUGGACGACUCGAUGUCGUCUCCACUCGGACUGCAUGCCUCAUCAUUUUUGGGUUCGUCCUACUGCUCACUGGUCCAUUAGCAGCCAGAGCUGGGCUGAGGAAUGCAGGCAAAGCAGUACCCAGAGGUCUCGAUUUCUUUGGCAAUAUGCUCAUUGCCGGUACGAUCAUCUUUGGAGGUGGACCCGUUGUGAUUCCUCUACUGAGAGAUUAUGUCGUGGCGGAAGGAUGGGUCAGCUCGAGAGACUUUCUAUUGGUCUUUGCGAUCCUGCAAGCCUUCCCAGGACCCAAUUUCAACUACGCCGUUGCCCUUGGCGUUCUCGCCAACCCUUCGAACCGUGCGCUCGGUGCGCUCCUAGGAUAUCUUGGGAUCUUCUCACCUGGAAUCAUUCUGAAACUGGGUCUCCUCCCACUCUACGCCUCGUGGAGAGGAAAACCGAUAUCUCGAUCGAUCCUACGCGGUCUCAAUUCCGUCGCUUCGGGUCUGGUCUUCACAGCCGUUUGGCAGUUGUUCCUCAUCGGGUAUAUUUACACCUCUCCAAGUGGCCGUGACCAGGGAGGCGAAACCGGUGGACAGGGACAGGGACAGGGACAAGGUAGACAGACCGUUUCAGGUCCAUUGACCCUCGAUCCAUUUUGGGCCGUCGUCAGUUCUGGCGCUUUGGUAGCUUGUAAAUGGUUCGCGGCGCCACCUUGGCUAAGUAUCAUAUUGGGCGCUUUGGCAGGUUUGGCAUGGCACGGUGUUCAAGUGAAGUAG
Kockovaella imperatae is the source of this 1572-nucleotide messenger RNA. Its product is annotated as chromate transporter-domain-containing protein. Gene Ontology annotation, biological process: chromate transport. Bases 1 to 1572 code for a protein of 523 amino acids. The record is from RefSeq and is a predicted model, not a curated record. Lineage: Eukaryota; Fungi; Basidiomycota; Tremellomycetes; Tremellales; Cuniculitremaceae. The transcript has 4 exons. Gene Ontology annotation, molecular function: chromate transmembrane transporter activity.